UGACGGGAGACAACGGGCCGGACACCGGAGCGGUCAGCUCACCGGCCCCGGCCUGGACACCCACUCUUCGGAAGGGCGAGGGCCGAGGAGCCCGUUGUUGGCCACCCCUGACCAGUCCACAUCCAGUCUCCCCAGUCUACGUCCAGCCGCUCCACCCAGCCACCCCAUCCAGCCGCCCCAUCUAGGCUCCCCCAGCCGCUGCCGAGAUGCCCGUGAUUAACAUCGAGGACCUGACGGAGAAGGACAAGCUGAAGAUGGAGGUGGACCAACUCAAAAAGGAAGUGACUUUGGAAAGGAAAGUGGUAUCCCACUGCUGCCAGGAGGUGCGAGAUUACAUAGAAGAGCGGUCCGGGGAAGACCCGCUGGUCAAGGGGGUCCCGGAUGACAAGAACCCCUUUAAAGAGCUGAAAGGGGGGUGUGCCAUUUCCUGAACAACCCGGAUGUUGGGGGACAGGGAGCCGGCAGCCAGGGCUCUGGUGUUGGCAGGAAAAAGAGAAUGUAAAGACAAUAAAAAGUU
Messenger RNA from Tachyglossus aculeatus (Australian echidna), 517 nucleotides. It is a transcript of the gene GNGT1, whose product is annotated as G protein subunit gamma transducin 1. Gene Ontology annotation, biological process: G protein-coupled receptor signaling pathway. Bases 207 to 431 code for a protein of 74 amino acids. The transcript has 3 exons. Gene Ontology annotation, cellular component: heterotrimeric G-protein complex. NCBI's taxonomy places the organism in Eukaryota, Metazoa, Chordata, Mammalia, Monotremata, Tachyglossidae. Gene Ontology annotation, molecular function: G-protein beta-subunit binding. The record is from RefSeq and is a predicted model, not a curated record.